GCCCGCGAAAAGAUCCGUCCAACUGUCCUCUCCCGCCCUCUCUCCCACUUUCUCUCAACAAAAAAAAGAUCGACUUCCGGAGACUCCUCGCGAUUAUUUAGGGUUUAUCGCCCUUGCCUCCUCUGGACGGCGGCGCUAAAUUAGGGCUUUUGGUGCUUCUCUCCUUAGCCCCUUCUCAUCUCGUCGAUCUUUUGCGGGGUUCCCCAAGGGUUUGGUUGGAGCUUGGCGGCAGAAGCGGAGGCAAUGGCGCAGUCGCUGGAGUUGCUUCUCAUUCAGUGUCUGAUGCCGGACAAUGAUGCCCGAAAGAAGGCGGAGGAGCAGAUCGAGCAGUUCUCGAAGCACCCGCAGGUCGUCGUCGCCCUCACCGAGCACCUCCGUACUGCCAAGACCUCCAAUGUCCGCCAGCUCUCCGCCGUCCUUCUUCGCAAGAAAAUUACCGGUCACUGGGCUAAGCUCUCCCCGCAGCUCAGGGACUCCGUCAAGUCCACUCUCAUUUCCAGCAUCACCACCGAGCACAGCUCUCCAGUGAGGCGAGCAAGUGCAAAUGUUGUUAGUGUUAUUGCUAAAUAUGCUGUGCCAGCAGGGGAGUGGCCUGAAUUGCUUCCCUUCUUGUUUCAAUGCAGCCAAAGCAAUCAGGAAGACCAUCGUGAGGUGGCAUUGAUUCUUUUCAGCUCUUUAACUGAAACAAUUGGGGAAGUAUUUCGGCCACAUCUUCCUUCUCUGCAGGCCCUUCUUCUCAAAUCACUUCGUGAUGAAACCAGCACUCGAGUAAUAAUAGCAGCACUCAAGGCUGUUGGAUCUUUUGUGGAAUUUAUCCAUGAUGAGGCUGAAGUGGUUGCUUUUCGAGAACUUGUUCCAAAUAUCUUAAACGUGUCAAGAAAAUGUCUUGCUUCUGGCGUUGAGGAGGUUGCUGUAAUUGCUUUUGAAAUCUUUGAUGAUCUUGUAGAAUCUCCAGCACCUCUUCUCGGGGCCUCUGUUGUAUCCAUUGUCCAGUUUUCUCUUGAAGUUGCAUCAAACCAGACAUUGGAAUCAAAUACUCGUCAUCAGGCUAUACAGAUAAUUUCAUGGCUUGCAAAAUAUAAGCCCAAGUCCCUUGUGAAACACAAACUGAUAGUUCCUAUCUUGCAUAUCAUGUGCCCUCUACUUGCUGAGACAAAUCAUGAGGAUGAAGAUGAUGAUUUUUCUGCAGAUCGUGCUGCUGCAGAAGUUAUUGAUACAAUGGCCAUGAAUCUUCCAAGAAAACAUGUUUUCCCACCUGUGUUUGAAUUUGCUUCUUUGAGUUUUCAGAAUGCAAAUCCAAAAUUGCGAGAAGCUUCUGUUACAGCUCUAGGGGUCAUUUCAGAGGGCUGCUUUGAGAUGAUGAAAAAUAGGUUGGAACCUGUUCUAGAAAUUGUCUUGGCAGCUUUGAAAGAUCCAGAACAAAUUGUGAGAGGUGCUGCUUCCUUUGCAUUGGGCCAAUUUGCUGAGUAUUUGCAGCCGGACAUUGUAUCCCACUAUGAGAUUGUUCUUCCCUGCAUUUUGAACUCACUAACAGAUACAUCAGAUGCUGUGCAGGAAAAAUCAUAUUAUGCUUUGGCUGCUUUUUGUGAGAAUAUGGGUGAAGAGAUACGCCCCUAUCUUGAUCCUCUCAUGAUGAGAUUGCUGGAGGCAUUGCAGACCAACUCCCGCAAAUUGCAGGAAAUGUGCAUGUCAGCUAUUGGAUCAGUAGCAGCUGCAGCUGAGCAAGCCUUUAUUCCUUAUGCAGAAAGACUUCUUGAACUGAUGAAGUUCUUCAUGGUGUUGACUAAGGAUGAAGACCUUUGUUCACGUGCAAGGGCCACUGAACUUGUGGGCAUAAUUGCAAUGGCUGUUGGUCGAGCUAAGAUGGAACCAAUAUUGCCUCCUUUUAUUGAAGCUGCCAUAUCGGGUUUUGCGUUGGAAUUUAGUGAACUUCGAGAAUAUACUCAUGGUUUCUUUAGCAAUAUAGCAGAGCUCUUAGAUGAUGGAUUCACACAGUACCUUCCACAUGUGAUGCCUCUGGCCGUUGCUUCCUGCAAUCUUGAUGAUGGCUCUGCGCUGGACAUUGAUGAAACUGAUGAUGAAGGCAAUGAAAAUGGAUUUAUUAGCAUCUCUUCUGACAAUGAAGAUAAUGAUGAACCAAGAGUUCGGCAUAUCAGUAUAAGAACAGGAGUCUUGGAUGAGAAAGCAGCAGCUACCCAAGCUAUAGGGCUGUUUGCAUUGCACACUAAGAGUUCCUUUACACCUUAUUUUGAUGAAGUAUUGAAGAUUUUGAUCAAGCAUGCUGGCUAUUUUCAUGAGGAUGUGCGCCUGCAGGCAAUUAUUUCUUUGCAACAUAUUUUCACAGCCACACAGGCUGCUUUUCCAGCUUUAAAUAGUUUGUCUGCAGAAAGUAAACAUGUUCUGGAUACGGUCAUGAAUAUCUAUCUAAGAACAUUGAAAGAAGAUGAUGAUAAGGAAGUUGUUGCUCAGACAUGUACAAGCAUAGUGGAGAUAGUUAAUUCCUGUGGCUAUGCACCUAUUGAAUGUUAUAUGCCACAUCUUGUUGAGACAACUUUAGCACUCUUGCGUGAGGAAACAGCAUGCCAACAAUUGGAUUCUGAUAGUGAUAUUGACGAGAAUGAUGUUGAACACGAUGAUGCUCUUAUGGACGCAGUUUUUGACAUCCUUCCUGCUUUUGCAAAGUGCAUGGGUCCGCAGUUUGAGUCCAUAUUUUCAACCUUUUAUCAGCCUCUAAUGAAAUUCGCGAAAGCAUCACGUCCUCCUGAAGAUCGAACAAUGGUUGUUGCUUGCCUUGCUGAGGUGGCUCAGCAUAUGGGUAGCCCUAUUGCACUUUAUGUUGAAAGAAUCAUGCCACUUGUACUGAAAGAGAUAGCAUCCUCGGAGGCAACAAAUAGAAGGAAUGCUGCUUUUUGUGUUGGUGAGCUUUGCAAAAAUGGUGGGGAGCCUGCUGUAAAAUACUAUAAUGAUAUACUACGUGGGCUUUAUCCGAUGUUUGGAGAUUCCGAAGUGGAUGCUGUUAGGGACAAUGCUGCUGGUGCUGUUGCAAGAAUGAUUAUGACACAACCUCAACUCAUUCCAUUAAACCAGGUGUUGCCAGUUUUGCUCAAGGCGUUACCACUGAAGGAUGAUCUUGAGGAGUCCAUGCCUGUUUAUGGUUGCCUUUGUAGCCUAAUUGUAUCCAGUAACCCUGAGAUACGUUCUUUUAUCCCUGAGGUUAUCCGAGUUUUUGGCCAAAUUGUGAUGUCAUCGGAAGAGAGUUCUGAAGUUAAAGCUCAAGUUGGCAGGGCCUUUUGCCAUCUGGUUUCAUGCUACGGUGAUCAGAUUCAACCUAUCAUGGGCAGCCUCCCACCUGAUCAAGCUAAUGCUCUGCUUGCAUUUGCAAAUAAGCAUUAAUGUGGAAUAUUCCUGUAAAUUAUCAUGGUCUUGUCAUCCUUUUUCUAUUUCUCUACAAUUCUUUUGGCGGUUUGGUUCUGAAUGGCCACAAGAAAAUACCAAUAUGUGAGACUCCAACCAUCCAGUGAAGGCAGGAGAAGUACCUGUUGUCGUGUUCUUUUAAUCUGGUGUCCUGGCUGGAGUUUCUCCAGUUUUGUUCGUUAAGGUUUCUUUGAGUUGUUUUGCUAUUAGUGUUUUAUGAAAAUUGUUUUGCUUUCACAAGAAAGUUCAAUGAGGUUUAGGCAAAUAUACAAGAAAUGUCUGGCGUGGGUGCUAAUUUUUUGGGAGGGUUUGUAGUCCUUGUCGAAAUCAAUAAUGUGUCAUCUAUUAGAUGUAUGAGGUGUAAUUUGUUAUUCUUUGAUGUAUUGAGUGUAAUUUCGUACUAUAGUAAAAUACCAAAUGAAUGGUUUUAGGUUUUGUGAUGCUUAA
Molecule: messenger RNA, 3861 nt
Organism: Nymphaea colorata (pocket water lily)
Lineage: Eukaryota; Viridiplantae; Streptophyta; Magnoliopsida; Nymphaeales; Nymphaeaceae
Exons: 21
Coding region: 244-3393 (1049 amino acids)
Biological process (GO): protein import into nucleus
Cellular component (GO): cytoplasm; nucleus
Molecular function (GO): nuclear import signal receptor activity; small GTPase binding
Source: RefSeq, a predicted model, not a curated record